ACACUUGAACUCUUUUGAUAUAUAGCUCCACAUAAACAUGUUUUAGUAAGUAGCACCUAAUCUCUGGCCAAGUUUCUGAGCUCUGGAUUUGAAGAUGAAGCUGACAACAGUUGUCACUUGCUUUCUACUUUCAUCGAUGUGUUUACUAGCAUUAUUCACCUUCACCCAUCAGCCUCUUGAAAAAGGUCAAAAGUAUUCAAGAAGACCAAGGGAUAAACUGUUAGGAGGGCUGCUUACUGAAGAGUUUGAUGAAGAAUCUUGCUUGAGUAGGUACCAUUCUUCCUUUUAUCGCAAGCCAUCACCUCAUAAGCCUUCUCAAUAUCUUCUCUCCAAGCUUAGAAGCUAUGAGAUGCUUCACAAGCGUUGCGGCCCAGGCACAAAGGCUUACAAGGAAGCAACAAAGAUUCUUGGGCAUCAUGACAGCAUGAGUAGAUCCGUUGGUGAAUGCAAAUACAUUGUGUGGCUUGCUGUUUAUGGACUUGGAAACAGAAUCCUUACUCUUUCUUCUCUGUUCCUCUAUGCUCUCUUGACUGGGAGAAUCAUUCUUCUUGACCAACGCACCGACAUAAACUCUCUCUUCUGUGAGCCUUUUCCAGGUACUUCUUGGUUACUCCCUCUGGAUUUUCCAUUGACAGAUCAGUUAGAUAGCUUCAACAAGAAUGGUUCACAUUGUUAUGGAACAAUGUUGAAGAAUCAUACCAUCAAAUGGACUACGAGGGAUAAUAACAUCCCAUCUUACCUAUGUCUUUAUCUUAUUCAUGAUUAUGAGGAUCAUGAUAAGAUGUUCUUCUGUGAAAGAGAUCAAAACCUCAUCAGACAAGUCCCUUGGUUAGUCUUCAACGCAAACCUUUACUUUAUUCCAUCUCUAUGGUUGAUCCCUAGUUACCAAACCGAACUAAACAAACUAUUCCCACAGAGAGACACUGUCUUCCACCAUCUAGGUCGCUAUCUUUUCCACCCUACAAACAAAGUUUGGGGUAUGAUCACUAGAUCCUACAACACUUACUUAUCAAGAGCAGACGAGACACUUGGGAUUCAAGUACGAGUUCUAACCAAGCCAGCCGGUUACUUCCAGCACGUUAUGAACCAGAUCUUAGCCUGUACCAAAGGAGAGAAACUCUUACCUGAAGUAGCUGCAACAGAAUCAAAAGUUACUAAUACGUCAACAAGACCGAAACUCAUAUCCGUUCUUGUCACAUCUCUUUACCCGGAGUACUCGGAGAAUCUAAGGACCAUGUACUGGGAAGGCCCGAGCUCCACAGGAGACAUGGUCCAAGUUUACCAACCAAGCCAAGAAAUGUAUCAGCAAACGGACAAGAGGCUUCACGACCAAAAGGCACUCGCUGAGAUUUAUCUGUUAAGCCUAACUGAUAAACUUGUCACAAGCAACUCGUCUACGUUCGGAUAUGUUUCUCAAGGACUCGGAGGAUUAAGGCCAUGGAUACUUUACAAGCCAAAGAACCAGAAAAAUCCGUGUGUUAAAGCCAUAUCGAUGGAGCCAUGUUUCCUUAGAGCUCCGAUCUAUGGUUGUCAAGCUAAGACAGUGAAGAUCACCCGCUUCGUUAGGCCUUGUGAGGAUCGGCUCACAGGGCUUAAGCUAGUUGAUUCAGCCAAUGAACUUUGAUUGUAAGCUCAUCAUUGUUGCCAAAAAUCUAUAAAUAAAUAAUCACCAAAGAUUGUUAUAACGUCAUUAAGUUUUGUAAGGAUUAUAUUACAGGAGUUAAGCUAGUUGGUGAAUAUUGAUUUUAAUCCUUCACCAACUUCUAUGUUCAUCAUUGUAAAUCCUAAGA
Messenger RNA from Brassica oleracea var. oleracea, 1790 nucleotides. RefSeq names its product probable fucosyltransferase 8. NCBI's taxonomy places the organism in Eukaryota, Viridiplantae, Streptophyta, Magnoliopsida, Brassicales, Brassicaceae. The record is from RefSeq and is a predicted model, not a curated record. Bases 95 to 1624 code for a protein of 509 amino acids. Gene Ontology annotation, molecular function: galactoside 2-alpha-L-fucosyltransferase activity. The transcript is spliced from 2 exons. Gene Ontology annotation, biological process: cell wall biogenesis; xyloglucan biosynthetic process. Gene Ontology annotation, cellular component: Golgi apparatus; membrane.